Molecule: messenger RNA, 5014 nt
Organism: Nymphaea colorata (pocket water lily)
Lineage: Eukaryota; Viridiplantae; Streptophyta; Magnoliopsida; Nymphaeales; Nymphaeaceae
Product: pleiotropic drug resistance protein 2-like
Exons: 20
Coding region: 297-4697 (1466 amino acids)
Cellular component (GO): membrane
Molecular function (GO): ATP binding; ABC-type transporter activity; ATP hydrolysis activity
Source: RefSeq, a predicted model, not a curated record
CAACCGGGCAACGAAGAACAAGAGCGGCUCUAGAAAGGGAGGCGCUCGCACGCCUGUGCGUCAUCACCCUUUACUUCACUGUGUCCCAUCGCCUCAUUCAUUUCACUUCAUCGCCUCAUUAUUCAUAUCUGCCCUCCCUCGGCCCCUCCCCCAUAUAUUCGUUAUUUUUAGCGCCUUUUCUCUUUCUCUCUCUCUCUCUGUGUCCGGCUGCCGAUUUCAGGCGGGAGGGAUGUAAGCGGAUCUUUGUUGAUAGAUUGGAUCUUGGUAGGCGGUGGCGCCUGGGAGGAGGGGCGAUCAUGGCGUCGUCGAGCGAUCUGAGGUCGACGAGCAGCGUCGGGCGUGGGCUGGCGGGGAGCUUCAGGGAGGUGUGGGUGAGCGCCGACGACGUGUUUAGCAGGAGCAUAAGAGGGGAGGAGGAGGACGACGAGCAGGCGCUGACAUGGGCGGCGCUGGAGAGGCUGCCCACCUACGACCGGAUGAGGAGGGGGGUGCUCAGGCAGGUGAUGGACGACGGGAAGGUGGUUCUUGGGGAGGUGGACGUCAGGAGGCUGGGCGUCGCCGGCCGACGGCAGCUGCUGGAUAACGUGCUGAGGGCCGUCGAGGAGGACAACGAGAAGUUCCUGCUCCGCCUCAGGGAAAGGGCCGACAGGGUGGGGAUCGAUCUCCCAAAAAUAGAGGUCCGGUUCGAGGAUCUCGCAGUGGAGGCCGACGCGUACGUGGGAAGUAGAGCCCUCCCCACUCUCCUCAAUGCCACCAUCAACUCUCUUGAGGGAAUUCUGGGGCUGCUGAGGCUCACCCCAUCCAAGAAAAGAGUCCUGAAAAUACUGAAUGAAGUGUCGGGGACUCUAAGGCCUUCAAGGAUGACCCUGUUGCUCGGGCCUCCCGGCUCCGGGAAGACGACCUUGCUCCUCGCUCUUGCUGGCAAGUUGGAUAAAAACAAACUUAGAGUUGCCGGGAAGAUCACGUACAACGGGCACGAGCUGACAGAGUUCGUCCCAGAGAGAACGGCUGCGUACAUCAGCCAGCACGACGUCCACAACGCCGAGAUGACGGUCCGGGAGACGCUCGACUUCUCCGGCCGCUGCCAGGGCGUCGGCCCGCGCUACGACAUGCUGACCGAGCUCUCCAGGAGGGAGAGGGCGGCUGGCAUCAAGCCUGACCCCGAGAUCGACGCCUUCAUGAAGGCCUCUGCCGUCCAAGGCCAGCAGACCAGCGUCGUCACUGACUAUGUCCUCAAGCUGCUUGGUUUGGAUAUGUGUGCGGAUAUCAUUGUGGGAGAUGAGAUGAGGAGAGGGAUUUCAGGUGGGCAGAAAAAGAGGGUGACAACAGGUGAGAUGUUGGUAGGACCUUCUAAAGCUAUGUUUAUGGAUGAAAUAUCUACGGGCCUUGACAGCUCUACCACCUUUCAGAUUGUCAAGUUCAUGAGACAGUUCGUUCAUAUCAUGGAUGGAACAAUGCUGAUAUCUCUUCUGCAACCUGCGCCCGAGACCUACGAUCUCUUUGACGACAUCAUUCUGCUUUCAGAAGGCUACAUUGUGUACCAAGGUCCGCGGGAGGAUGUUCUUGAAUUCUUCGAGUUCAUGGGUUUCAAAUGCCCAGAGAGGAAAGGAGUUGCAGAUUUCUUGCAAGAGGUAAUGUCAAGGAAGGAUCAGGAGCAGUACUGGGGUGACAGAGAUAAGCCUUAUCGCUAUAUCUCGUCUGAGGAAUUCUCACAAGCGUUCAGCUCCUUCCGAGUUGGCCACCUGGUAGCUGCUGAUCUUGAAAUUCCAUAUGAGAGAUCAAAAUCUCACCCAGCAGCACUAGAAACAAAGAAGUACGGUCUCUCUAAUUGGGAUCUGUUCAAGGCCUGUUUUUCAAGAGAAUGGCUCCUUAUGAAGAGAAAUUCCUUUUUGUACAUAUUCAAGACUACUCAGAUCACAAUCAUGUCAAUAAUUGCCAUGACCGUCUUUUUGAGGACUCAAAUGAAGCAUGAAACCUUUGCAGAUGGUGGGAAAUACUAUGGUGCUCUCUUCUAUGGUCUGGUCAAUGUGAUGUUCAAUGGAGUGGCUGAGUUGGCACUGACUGUGACCAGGCUUCCUGUGUUCUACAAGCAGAGAGAUUUCCUGUUCUAUCCUUCUUGGGCUUUUGCUUUGCCCAUUUAUAUUUUCCGGAUCCCACUUUCUGUAUUGGAAUCAGGAUUAUGGAUCUGUCUCACUUACUACACAAUUGGGUUUGCUCCUGCUGCCAGCAGGUUCUUCCGGCAAUUCCUUGCGUAUCUCUGCAUACAUCAAAUGGCACUUGCUCUUUUUCGGUUCCUCGCAGCAGUGGGAAGAACACUGGUUAUUGCUAACACAAUAGGGACUUUUGCGUUGCUUGUAGUGUUUGCUCUUGGUGGCUUUGUGAUAUCUAGAGAUGAUAUCCAACCUUGGUGGAUCUGGGCAUUCUGGUUGUCGCCUAUGAUGUACGGACAAAAUGCUAUAGCCAUUAAUGAGUUUCUUGAUGAAAGAUGGAACAAGAAAAAUACAGAUCCUACUAUUGAUGCUCCUACAAUUGGAAAGGCUCUUCUUAAAUCUAGAGGAAUGUUUACCCAUGAGUACUGGUAUUGGAUAUCCAUUGGGGCGUUGAUCGGGUUCUCAUUUCUGUUCAAUAUUUGCUUUGUCCUUGCCCUCAAGUACCUAAAUCCCAUUGGAAAUCCUCGUUCCAUUCUGCCAGAUGAGGACAGCAAAGACAACAGCAAGAAAUCAAGAUCGUUCAGCAAACAGACAUCAAAGUCAUUAAAUUUUGACUCUCAGUUUCAUGAUCCAGUUUCUGAAGGAAUCGACAUGGCUGUCCGAAACAGUAACGGAAGCACAGUAUCAGAAACAACAAGUUCCAGGAGAGGAAUGGUUUUACCUUUCCAGCCUCUUUCUCUAGCAUUUGACCAUGUGAAUUACUACGUUGACAUGCCUUCGGAAAUGAGAAGUCAAGGAAUUGAAGAAAGCAAGCUCCAAUUACUGACUGAUGUUAGUGGUGCUUUCCAACCCGGAGUUCUCACUGCUCUUGUGGGUGUAAGUGGUGCUGGAAAAACCACAUUGAUGGAUGUCCUAGCAGGAAGGAAAACAGGAGGAUAUAUUGAAGGAAGUGUAUACAUUUCUGGUUAUCCAAAAAGGCAAGACACUUUUGCUAGAGUUAGUGGUUAUUGUGAACAGAACGAUAUACAUUCACCUUAUGUCACUGUCUAUGAGUCCUUGGUUUACUCCGCAUGGCUUCGUCUCUCUUCAGACGUAAAAUCAGACACCAGAAAGUUGUUUGUUGAAGAAGUUAUGGAGUUAGUAGAGUUGAGUCCAAUAAAGAAUGCUCUAGUGGGUCUUCCUGGAGUAGAUGGCCUCUCAACUGAGCAGCGGAAACGUCUAACUAUAGCUGUGGAGUUAGUAGCUAAUCCUUCAAUCAUCUUCAUGGAUGAACCGACAACAGGGCUUGAUGCUAGAGCUGCAGCUAUUGUUAUGAGGACAGUAAGAAAUACAGUCGACACAGGGAGAACUGUUGUGUGCACUAUUCAUCAACCAAGCAUUGAUAUUUUUGAAGCUUUUGAUGAGCUUUUGCUGAUGAAGAGAGGUGGGCAAGUGAUUUAUGCAGGACCUCUUGGUGUAUGUUCCCACAAACUCGUCGAGUACUUUGAGGCAAUACCUGGAGUGGCCAAGAUCAGGGAUGGAUAUAAUCCUGCAACAUGGAUGUUGGAAGUUACUUCUACUUCAGUUGAAGAUCUACUUGACAUUGAUUUUGCAGAAAUUUAUGCCAACUCCACCCUUUACAAGAGAAAUCAGGAACUUAUUAAGGAACUUAGUACUCCUAUGCCUGGUUCAAAGGAUCUUUUCUUCCCUUCCAAAUACUCCCAGAGCUUCCUAACUCAAUGCAAAGCCUGCUUGUGGAAGCAACAUUACUCUUACUGGAGAAACCCUCAAUAUAAUGCUACUCGGUUUCUGAUGACAAUUGUCAUUGCUCUUCUGUUCGGUACCAUCUUCUGGAAAGCUGGACAAAAAACAGCAACCCAACAAGAGCUGCUCAAUCUGCUUGGAUCAAUGUAUGCUGCAGUACUAUUCCUUGGAGCUAGCAAUUCAAUGACAGUUCAGCCUGUUGUGGGCGUGGAAAGGACGGUUAUGUACCGCGAAAAAGCAGCAGGAAUGUACUCUGCAUUGGCCUACGCCAUUGGUCAGGUUAUCAUAGAGAUUUUCUAUAUUGGGGUACAGACCCUUGUGUAUGGCUCAAUGUUAUUUUUCUUGAUCGACUUUCCUUGGGAUGUUCGCAAGUACCUGUCGUUCAUCUACUUCAUGUUCAUGUGUUUUGUCUAUUUCACCCUUUAUGGGAUGAUGGGGGUGGCCCUCACACCUAACCAUCAUAUCGGCGCCAUUGUUAGCUCUUUCUUCCUUAGCUUCUGGAAUCUCUUCUCCGGCUUCCUCAUCAGUCGGCCACUGAUUCCAAUAUGGUGGAGAUGGUACUAUUGGGCUUCCCCUGUUGCAUGGACAAUCUAUGGGCUUAUUACCUCUCAGCUGGGGGACUUAGAAAGUACAUUGCAGGUUCCAGGACUUGGGCAAGUCACAGUAAAGCAAUUCCUGCAGAGUUUCUUGGGAUUCAGAUAUGACUUCUUGGGGGUGGUUGCUGCAGUUCAUGUGGUAUUUGUCAUGAUCUUUCUUCUCAUCUUUGCCUUUGGAAUCAGAUUCCUCAAUUUUCAAAGAAGAUAAAACCCAAAAAAGUGUUGCCUUGGAAAUUAAAAUUGUAUGGAUGUAAAUUAAUCUUUUUGUUCUUGUACAAUGAAUAGUGUAAUAUUUGCCUUAAUACUACCUCUUCCAAAAUGUGGAAAGAUGGUGUUGUCCUAAGUUUGCCCCCUCCCUGGCACCCUGAAGCACAGGGACUAUGUUGGGAAUGGCCUUGCCCUUUUUGCUCCUUUCCUAUUUCAUUUGUUCCCAUAGUGGUUUACAACAGUUUCUUAAUAUUUUAAGGUCCUGUUAUUGGACACUUUCCAUGAAUAUCCAGAUAAAAAUUAAAAUAGUAUUGACCU